This is a messenger RNA of Symbiodinium sp. CCMP2592, 1989 nucleotides long. The record is from the annotation of a GenBank genome assembly. NCBI's taxonomy places the organism in Eukaryota, Dinophyceae, Suessiales, Symbiodiniaceae.
AUGGCCUGGGCAUUUUCUUCUCUGCUGCCUUGGAAUGCUGCGGUGGCUGCAGCGACAUCUUCAGCAGCAUGCUCCAAGCUGGCCGCCUUCGAUUCCCAGCCUCUCUCCUCGCUUGUGGACCUGGAGCUCCCGGGAUGCGAGGUCCUGGAAAAGCUCCUGGCUGAGAAGGUCGAUGCCUUCGCCGAGGCUUGGAUUCGGGAGGAUGCUUUCUCUGGCUCGAACGCCCUGCUGCGCACAUGGCAGGUCGACAACUUCGGCAUCAUCGGCACCAAGUGGCUUCUUAGCAAGCUUGGAGUGCAUCGGCCGGGCGAGAACGCGGAGUUCGUCCGGAGGGCCAGGGCAGCUCUGCUGCUCUUUGCUCUUCAGGGCGGAUUCCGUACAGACCGCAGCUUGCAGCCUCCGCUUCAGCUCCGGGCGGCUUCGGGUCCUUUCGCCGUCGCCAGGGCCACGGCGGGCACGGCGGGCAGUGGAAUGAGUGCCGAGGAGCUGCGGGGCGAGAUCGAGGCCACCCGGCGCCAGGUGGAAGCCGAGAGGGUCAGGCGCCAGGAACUCGACAUGGAGAUCACCCGAGCCACAGAGAGGCAGAGGCUGCGCCUGGAGCUGGAGGAGAUGAGGAACCUUCUGUCACAGGAGCAGGCAGAUAAUGAGAGUGCAGCUGAGCUUCGACGGCUGUUUGACGAGGACCGGGUCCUCAGCGCAUGGCACACCAGUAAUACCAGUGGUCGGCUUACAGGUGGUCGAGAAAAGGCGCAACCUGUGAUGAGAGCAACUGGUGGAAACAGCACGAGUUGUGCAGAUAUAGUCGCCAAGGGCGAGUAUGUCUGGAGAAUCACAGGCCUCUCUUGGUUGAAAAGCAUGCUGAAGCAGGAGGACAACGAUACUGUCGACUCCAUGGGCUUCAAAGUCGGCAACGAGACAUUCCAGUUUCGCUACAACCCGUGGACAACCUCUAUAUGUUAUCGGUAUUAUGGGUCUCUCGCCAUCGUGCUCAACACGAAGGCAUGCGUCGCAGUUCGGUAUCGCAUCUACGUCAGGGCACGGAGUGGAGAGUAUGUACAGUGGGGCGAGACGAGCGAUGCCAUCCACGAUGGAUCCUACGAUCAGUGGCCAACCUGUGCUGCGUACGGUCCCGAUGUGCAUUGGCCGGGUGAUCCUCCAGCUUCUGUGGGCAUCUUCGGGUUGAGCUAUGAUGAGCUGCUGCACUCCGAGUGGGUGCAAGACGACACUCUCACUGUAAAGUUCGAGCUCGAUGUCCGUCCUGACGACCCCCCCAAGGCUCUGCGCUUGAGUGUCCCGGCGGAGGUCCCUGAGCCAACUCUGAGCGAAGACACGAAGGCGUUGCUGGAGGAGGGCAAGUGCAGUGACGUGCAGUUCUUGGUGGAGGGCGAGGUGAUCCACGCCCACUCGCAGGUUCUCUGUGCGCGCUCCGAGGUGUUCAGCAACCAGCUGACGGCAGGCAUGCAGGAAAGCUUGUCGAAAGUCAUCAUGAUCCAGGACUGCGAUGUCGACACGUUCAAGGCUUUUCUGCAGUUCCUGUACACGGAUCGGCUGCCGGACGCCCAAGCGCUGCUUUCGAAGGGGACCUCAGGCGAGUCCGGGAGUGAGAGCCGGGGCCCGCAGCUGGGUCAGCUUCAGGCACUUCUAGACGUGAGUGACAAGUAUCAAGUGAAACGUCUGCAGCUUUGGUGUGAGGCGAGGCUUUCAGAGCAAAUCGACAAAUCGCAGGUUUGUGCCAUCCUCUGCCAAGCACAUCUUCUGCAGGCAAAGCAUCUCGAGACGGCGUGUCUCUCCUUCAUCAAGGACCACAUGAGCCAAGUGCUCACGAUGCCUUCCUAUGCCGAGCUGAUCAAGAAGUGGCCUCAAGUCGCACUGAAGAUCAGCCUCUUCUCGGCGGGUGUGUCGGAAACCGAGGCACUGGCAGCGAUGGAUGCUCUGCAAAGACCGGAAGAGCAGCAGUCGGAGCAGGCAGCCGGAUCAGAAGCCUGUUAG